This is a messenger RNA of Ylistrum balloti, 2055 nucleotides long. Its product is annotated as tripartite motif-containing protein 2-like. Gene Ontology annotation, molecular function: zinc ion binding. The transcript has a single exon. Lineage: Eukaryota; Metazoa; Mollusca; Bivalvia; Pectinida; Pectinidae. The coding region runs from base 1 to 2055 and encodes 684 amino acids. The record is from RefSeq and is a predicted model, not a curated record.
AUGGCGAAAAACGAUUCCAAGAUGGGAGAUAAAUUCCUUGUGUGUGGUCUCUGUUCAAACUGGUUCAAGAAGCCCAGGACGCUUCCUUGUCUUCACUCUUAUUGUGACAACUGUCUGUCCAAACACAUCCUUAGUUCAGUCUCUAAAGGAGAGGUCACCAAUCGGUCUAACGUAACCUCCAACAUCAAAGAGUUCAAUUGUCCUCUAUGUGAAAAGGUAGUCACGAACGACAGAUUCAGUAAACUCCCGCCAAAUCAGUGGGUGAACGAAUUUCCGGUGAACAAAUUUUUAUUGGAUCUGCUUGAUAUCGAGAAGUUAAAAAGGGGAGACAAAUCCUGUGGUCCGUGCAGUAGAAACGGUGAAGAAUCGACAAUCACUUCCUGGUGCAAGGAAUGCCGGGACGGUUUGUGUGACAACUGCGCCAAAGUCCACAAAGGCAUGCGUGUUUCCAUGGAACAUACAGUGCUGUCACGUGCUGACUACAUGAAACAAAUGGAUCUGUUGAAAGAAUAUCAGGAACCAUGCAGGAAGCACGCAGGGAAGACUUUAGAUAUGUACUGCAUGUUCGAAAGAGAACUUUGUUGUCCAAAUUGUGUAGCGGAGGAACAUAGGAGAUGUGAAAAGGUUGUACCCGUCGCCGAAGCUGCCACUAAAAUCAGAACAGAACGUGAACCAGCUUUCCUAUCCGACUCUCUUGAGCAAUACAUCAAACAUAUCGAUCGAACCAUGACAGACAGAAACAACCAUACCAAGAAGUUAGAGGAUACAAAGAAAGGAUUGACGGAAGACUUCGCAAAUAUUCGUAUCGAAAUUAUCAACCUGUUAGAUAGUAUGGAGAAGUCGGCGAAAAAAGAGCUGAAUCAAAUGCAUGGAGACGAACUAGCACAGAUACAAAAAGAGGUUAGAAAAUGUAAGUCAAUGAAAGAGGCGGUCUCCAACGCGCGGGUGUUAUUGAAGAUGGCUGAAGAGCAUGGUAGCGACUCUAGAUUAAUGAACACUCUAGAGAUGAUUCGAAAAGAAUGUUUCUGGUAUGAGGAAGAUAUGGGAAAUCUCAGAACCAAACUCCAAGACUGCGACUACGACUUUGAGAAGGACCAUACUAUCGACAACAUGAGGCGCACUGUAAAAAGACUUGGUAAAAUAAGCGUGAAACAUGUCCCAUCAAAGUUGCCACCUUUCCCUAACAUCGUGACAUUUGACCGUGUCGAGCAGUCCAAGCUGAACAGGUCUACACUUUCCCUCCGUGGGCGACGAAUCGAUCUACUGAGGACAUUUGAGGCUAAGCAAGAAGACGACGGGGCAGAAUGUUGGCAUACGGGGGCAGCCUUUCUAGGUGACGGAAAACUCGCUUUAGUGGACAGACAAAACAAGAAGCUUAAGAUCUACAACAAAAGCUACCGCGUUCAGCAUACAUUCCCACUGUCUUCUAAACCAUGGGACGUCACCACAGUGAGUGGUAACGAGAUAGCUGUGACACUUCCGGAGGAAUAUGCUAUCAUGUUGCUGAUGGUUGAUGAUGAAAUAACACAGACUGACUACUUCUCUACGGAAGAGAGGUGCUACGGCAUUUCGUUCGCCAGGGGCAAGUUCUUCACUCUUUGUUACGACGGAGAUCCGCCAGCAAUGAAGAUAAUUGAUUCCGACGGCAAAGAGAUCGCUGCGAUAUCACAUGACGAUGCUGGAAGACCGCUCUUCUCUCGGCCCAUCUACGUCACCUCGAACUCGUCGGGGACGAUGAUUUACAUAACGGACGAAAGGCGUGGAUCCAUAACUACAUUGGCGGAAACGGAGCAGUAUUCCUUCCAUUAUUCCUGCCUGGAGGUGAGCCAUGCUGCCGGCAUUGACGUCGACCAAGCGGGAAAUCUGUACAUUUGUAGAAAUCACGCUAAAAGCGUGCAGAUGGUAUCACCGGAUGGGGACAGAUUGAAGACCCUUGUGGCCCGGGAUAAGAUAUCCUACCCGCGGGCCAUUGCUUACGACUCUACAGACGAGAGGCUUGUAGUCACACAGGGUGACAAAGGUUCUGUAAAGGUGUUUCAGUUCAUGACGUCAUAA